AUGUGUAGCCGUGGUCAUUGGAGGCCGACUGAGGACCAAAAGUUGCGGCAACUUGUCCAACAAUACGGUCCUCAUAAUUGGAACGCUAUUGCCGAGAAGCUCCAAGGCAGAUCAGGUAAAAGUUGUAGGUUAAGAUGGUUCAACCAACUAGACCCAAAGAUAAACCGAAGUCCAUUCACGGAGGAAGAAGAGGAACGACUUCUAGCAUAUCAUCGAGAAUUUGGAAACCGAUGGGCUAACAUUGCAAAGCUUUUCCCUGGUCGAACUGAUAAUGCAGUGAAGAACCAUUGGCAUGUGAUCAUGGCUCGAAAGGUCCGUGAAAAGUCCACAAGGAUGCAUAGGAAAACCACUUCUACUCCUGCUAUUGAUCAUCAUGCAUUAUUUGCACAAAAUAGAUAUCAAUACACUAAUUUCCCUUUUGAGCUUUCGAGAAAUCUUGCAUCUCAUCUACAACUCUCCAAGAAUAUUUUGGCGGUUCAUCAAUUCAAGAUUGAUGAAGAUAAAAGAGACCGGUUCGUGGAGUUUUACAACUUCCUCCCUGUAAAUACGGAGUCUAAUGGGAGUGAAGUUAUUGAUCAUCAUCAGAGAAAAGACGAGGUCGAGGUAGAGCAAGAAACUACUACUCAUCUACAAGGAAGAGACGACAUUACUACUGUACCAUUCAUAGAUUUUUUAUCAGUGGAUUAA
This is a messenger RNA of Erigeron canadensis, 687 nucleotides long. Its product is annotated as transcription factor MYB52-like. The transcript has 3 exons. The coding region runs from base 1 to 687 and encodes 228 amino acids. The record is from RefSeq and is a predicted model, not a curated record. NCBI's taxonomy places the organism in Eukaryota, Viridiplantae, Streptophyta, Magnoliopsida, Asterales, Asteraceae. Gene Ontology annotation, molecular function: RNA polymerase II cis-regulatory region sequence-specific DNA binding; DNA-binding transcription factor activity, RNA polymerase II-specific. Gene Ontology annotation, biological process: regulation of DNA-templated transcription. Gene Ontology annotation, cellular component: nucleus.